UGUAUAUAGAAAUGGGUGCCAGACUUUGCAUAUGCCAGCGUGAUUUUGCCGAUUUGAUCGUGUAUCGGAGCAUUUUGCCCGAUAUAAUUUCAUCAUGAACGCAGCUUUUCUGCUGCUUUUGUUGCUAGGACUUUCUGGGAUUGUAAAUUCUCUUUAUGAGGAUCAAGUGGGGAAAUUUGAUUGGCGCCAGCAGUUUAUAGGUAAAGCUAAGGUUUUGUACUUUGAACAAGGAGGCAGCAAACGAAACAUCUUUGUAGCAACAGAGUCUAACGUUGUCGCUGCGUUGAACUCGCGCAAUGGUCACCUGACCUGGAGGCAGAUAUUCCAGCCGGGUCCCACUGGACGGAUCGACGCUUUGUUGUAUAACAAUGAAGAUCUGAUCAGUGUGUCAGGCGGUGGACAUGUUCUGCGCUCUUGGGAACCUUCAUCGGGUUUCUUACGAUGGGAAGUGGCGACAUCAACUGAAACGGCGACCGUUAAAGAGUCACACGGUGAUGCCGAUGCCGUCUUUGUCAACAAUGAUGAGUUACCAUCGUUAGCUGUGUUAUCAGGCAGCAACCUGUACGUACACUCACUAAAAGAUGGUCAACAAAUCUGGGAUCAGCAACUGCCAGCCACGACAAAUUACAAAUGGCUGUAUUCCGAUGGCAGUUCAGUGUACACACUGGGUCUGGUUCCCAAUUCACACUUCAAUCUACUCAAGUACUCAGCAGUGAACGGUGCCCUACAGAAUAAGGCAUCUCUUCAAGCAGCCUGGGCUAGUCUGCAGGACACCAGUUGCAUACUGGUAUCCACGCUCCAGUUUGUGUGCGUCGAUACCCUCACCAACUCCUUGCAAGUCGCUUCGCUGGAGAACAUCAACGUGUUUUCUACCACGCCGUUGAAGACCAUUGGCCUGGACAAACACGGUCCCAACCCAACCUUGAUUCAGCUCUUUGCUCCGUCGUCUGGGAGGGUGGAGUUUGCUCUUCAGUUGACUGAGGACCAUCACGCUCUACUCAAGAUGUCCGCCGGUCAGGUGACACUCGUCAAGGAUUUACCAUCGGUAUGGCAGAUAACUGGUUCCACUCUGGACGGCAAUGCAAUAGUCACUGCAGCUAGCUGGCUCCCAUCAACAACAGAAACCAUUUUCCGCUGCUAUAAGGAUGGUGUGGAGAUCGCUCCGAUGAUGGAGAAAGUUACCCUGGAAGGUAACCAUGGCAACCCAUCCAAGAUGAACGUUUUAUUGAUUGAUAAGAAGAGCGCUAACCCUGGAUACAAAGUCCUCCUGGAGACGGCUGACCAUGCUCUGACUUUGCUCAAUCAACCAGGACGCGUUGCCUGGCAACGGGAGGAGGGUCUUGCCUCAGUGGCGGCCAUUGAGAUGGUGGAGCUACCAGUGUCUGACACGGAGGCAAAGUUUGAAGAGGAGUUUGGCGGCAGAGCACGGGAGAGUAUUGGCUCAAUGUUCCUGCGGAGGCUCAGCACACAGUUUGCCCAGCUACAGGUUUAUCUGGCCCACCUGAAGAGACGAUUCAGCCACACCUUCCUCCAGGAUCCAAUCAGCAUCCAGGAAACCAUGAAGGGCGGGGCCACGGUCCACACAGAGGCGGCAGACUCCGAUGAGGAUGAACCACUGACUCGAGAUGAGUUCAGCCUUCGCAAGAUCGUCAUUGUAGUCAGUCGCUCUGGAAAGAUCUUCGGUCUAGAUUCUGAAGAUGGGUCGUUAGUCUGGAGUACCUACCUAGCCAGACUCAAGAGCCCAACUAUCCCUGGCCAUAGCCAGGUCUUGCUGUUUGUACGAAGGACUACGGCUCACUUCCCUCAUCCACCGCACUGCACUGUCAUCGGUAUCGACAGGGUAUCUGGCAAUACAUUGAUGUAUUCCUUCAACCCAAUAACCGGCGAUUCCUUUGACCCUGUGAAUGCCGAGGAUACAAGCCACGUCCUACCUUACCGAGCCAAGCAGGCCAGUAUGCUGGCGCUGACGGACGAACAAGAACUGAAGAUUGUUGUUCUGCUGGACACAGAUAACAAGGUCCACAUAUAUCCCAAGCAAGCAACUGGUAUCCUGCAGGCCCGUGCAUCAACCAUAUAUCUCUUCACCGCUAACCGCUCCGAUAACGCCUUACAAGGGUACCGGUUAGCUGCAACUGGACAGGGAUCGGAAUCUAUAUCGGCUGAUGUGGUUUGGAAUGUACGGUUACCGGCUACAGAUAAAGGCAUCGUUAAGCUGCAAGGAAAGAAGCAUACAGAGCACGUUCACUCUCAGGGUCGUGUCCUUGGCGAUCGCUCCGUCCUGUACAAAUACCUCAACCCGAACCUGGUCGCCGUGGUUACUGAAGGGCAGGACACCUCUGCAAAAGGCCAUGUGAGUGUGUAUCUUAUUGACGUAGUGACCGGUCAUAUCGUGUUCAGCAUCGACCACAAAAAGACCUCCAGCCCGCUGUUCCUGGUACACACCGAAAACUGGAUCGUGUAUCAUUAUUGGAACUCCAGACAUAGACGUCAUGAGAUGACAGUGUUGGAGCUGUAUGAAGGAAAAGUCCAGAAAAACAGCACUGUGUUUUCGUCGGUUGAUCCUCCCCCGGCUCCCCUAGUGCUCAGGCAGUCCUACAUCCUCCCCUCAGCUCUACAGUCCAUGGCGAUUACACGCACAGAGAAAGGCAUCACCAGCAGCAACCUACUACUUGCCCUGCAGUCUGGCGGUAUCCUAGCCUUGCCCAAACGGUUCCUAGAUCCGCGGCGCCCUCUAGCACCCACCACCGAAGAGAAAGAAGAAGGACUGAUACCAUAUCUACCGGAACUACCGAUACCGCACCAGUCAAUUAUUAACUAUAACAAAACGGUACUUGGCAUUGAGGGACUGCUUACAUCAGCGGCUGGAUUGGAGUCUACCUGUCUACUUCUGGCAUAUGGCUUAGAUUAUUACUUCACACGAGUCACUCCCUCCAAUCUCUUUGACGUCUUGAAGGAAGACUUUGACUACACGUUGAUCAGUGCGGUUCUAGUCGGUCUAGUGUUUGCCGCUUGGUUGACAAGGAAGCUAGCCGCAAACAAAGCCAUGAACCAAGCAUGGAGGUGAUGGAAGACUUGAAUAGAGGGCGUUCCAGGCUAACAGAUUUAGUCUUAGGCUGUGUAUUACAGAAUUUAUAGACCAUUAUCAUAUUGCGGCCAUCUUUAUUUUUUUCCCAUUCAAAUCAACAUAACCAAAGCGAGGCUGGAAGGAAAAAUAGUCGGGUUCCUUUUUGCACAAAAAACCUUAUCAUUCAGUACUGUUAUUGGAUACAGGGAACAUGACUAAAAUGGUGGCAGCAUGAUAAAGGUCUAUAGGGCUCUCUCACUGACCCACGUGACCAGGCCGCAGUUAUUUUUUUGCAACCAAGUAUAGUCAGUGACCAUAAUGCGCAUGACUCGGCUGCAAUUAUUUUUUUCUGCAACCAAGUAUAGUCAUGACCAUGGUUCUCGGACUCAACUUCCCUUAAAUUUAGUGUAUGCUUUUUGGGUGUGGCACCUUUAAAAAUAGAUUUUCAAAUCGAAUUGAUAAUUUUGUAGCAUUACAUUAGUUAUGAGCUUAUUUCGAGAUACAGCCUGUAUCCGCUCCGUUCACAAGUACCCCCUCACCGGCAAAGAAAGUACAGUUGGGGGUGACCGAUCGACGCCAUCUUGCCUGACUGCAAUAUUUUGCCGCGAAGCGCUGCCACUGCGUGUACAUACUACACAUCGUCACACACAAGGACCGGUGCGUGCGCUUCAACCAGCGAAAUGUAUGUGUCCCGCCCAUGGGACGUCGUUGUUAGGUAUAAAGGCGCCCUCUUUUGUUGGCGCACGGAGCCCAUACUCUCCUGUAUUUUGAGAUACAGCCUGUGACACAUUCAACAGGCGGGAAUUAUCAAAAUUCUGAUUUAGGCGUAGAACUAGAAAAAUUAACAUAGUUAAUAAUAAUUAAUGAAGUUUACUUGUAAAUUUCCUAAGGAGUUCAUUUGGGAAACUUAAGGGACAAAUUUCUCCGUUAUUUUUUUUUACUUUCCAUUACCCCAAAAUUGGGAACUGAAAAUGCCUAUAGCUCCUUCAGAUUUUUGUCCGAUUCUCAUAUUCUGUACAACAUUGCAAAACUUAUUCAAUGUCCUUUCCACUGAGCCCAAAAUCCCAGUUUCUGGUCCAAGUGUUGUGGCUGGCUUUGUUUUGGAGGGUUUCAAAUAUUCAUUUGUUAAGAAAAACAAUUGAAGAAAUGAAACCAUUUUGAAACAAAUUUAUUGCGGUAAACAUUUACUACAAGUGUAGUAUAGAAGUGUAGUUUUUUGGUACAUUUUUUUUGGUGAAGGACAUUGUUGUUUCCCGGCUGAAAAUGUUCUGAUCAACACAUAGAUCUAGAGGUUCAGGAUUUGUUUUGUGAUUGAGGGAUAAUAAAAGUUUAUUCAGUCACUCAAAAAAUCAGUAUAAAUGUGUAAAUUUAUAAACUUGACAUGAUGUUUAUUAUUUAGUAUGUAACAUCUAUUAGUGAAUGGUAUAGGUUUUAUUAAAGAUUGGAAUAGUUCCAGUACUUGUGUGGCUCUAUGUGAUAUUUUUGUCUCUAACUUAAUGGCAAAGGGUAGAUGUUAUUCCCAAAAUGUCCGAACCCCUAAUUUUGGAAUUUUAAAAGCAGUAAAUUUGAAAUUUCCUUCUUUUUGUUUUUGUAGAUUGCAUUCUGAUUUUGAUGCCUAUUUUGCACUGAGUCAUUAUGUUAUCAAUUCUACAUUAAAUUUUAGUUUAGAAAAAAAAAUAUGCAUUUCAUAAUGCAUAAUUUCGGGGCAUUUUUGUACAGUACAUUUUGUUCAGAAAUUAUCGGGUUCAUAACAGUAUUUCAUAAUUAAUUGAUGUAAUAUGUUGUUAAUUGUUACCUUUCGUUUUCUUUAAGACAAAACAUUAUGCAAAUUUGUAAUGAAUUCUUACAUUUUCUGAAAGUUUCCAUUGGAAAAACAGUAUAGUUUGUAACUUUUUGUCAAAUAAGAAUCUUAUGAUGGACUUACGAAGCACCAUUUUAUUUGAUAUUUUAUAGAAUAAAAAAAUUAUUGUUUUCUUACAUAAGAAAAUGAAUCACGUUGGAGUUAUCAAUGUAGUCUGUUAAUUGUGGUCAAAUGGUGCAAUUUUGGUCAUUGUGUUUUAUUAAAAAAAGAACAUGUUGAUAUUAUUGUAUAAGUAAUGCAAAAUGAUUUGUUUAAAUUUCACACAGGACACUCACGCACAAUAAAAAAAUAACAAACAGAA
Molecule: messenger RNA, 5226 nt
Organism: Patiria miniata (bat star)
Lineage: Eukaryota; Metazoa; Echinodermata; Asteroidea; Valvatida; Asterinidae
Gene: emc1
Product: ER membrane protein complex subunit 1-like
Exons: 22
Coding region: 95-3064 (989 amino acids)
Biological process (GO): protein folding in endoplasmic reticulum
Cellular component (GO): EMC complex
Molecular function (GO): protein binding
Source: RefSeq, a predicted model, not a curated record